Molecule: messenger RNA, 2213 nt
Organism: Lymnaea stagnalis (great pond snail)
Lineage: Eukaryota; Metazoa; Mollusca; Gastropoda; Lymnaeidae
Source: the annotation of a GenBank genome assembly
CACAACAUUAGCGCCAAUGCUGAUCGCCCUCGGAAUCUGGGACUUCCGCUGGCCACCAUUCUGUGCUGACAUCAUCUAUGAACUCUAUAGAAAAAGUGACACCGGCGAAUAUUUCGUCCGGGUACUUUACUGUGGCGUGGUGAGUCCUACAGGAGAUCAAGUCUUAAGUGAAAAAAAGUACAUUGACAUUGUAUUCGAACAUUGCGUCAAUGUGUAGCUAUUUAAUUAAAGUGUCUAGUGUUUAGUUCGAAAUGAAUAUCCUAAAGUCUUCGCUAUAAUAUAUCUCAAUAUUCCCUAUAAUUUCUCAGAAUGUUGCUAUAAUAUCUAAAUGUUUUUGCUAUAAUAGCUCGUAAUCAUUGUUAUAAUAUAUCAUGGUCUACGCUAUAAUAUCUCAUAGUCUACACUGUAAUAUUUCGUGGUCUACGAUCUAACAUCUCAUGGUAUGCAAUUUAAUAUCUCAUGGUAUACAUUUUAAUUUAUCAUGGUCUACGCUAUAACAUGUUCUCGUCUCACUUCUGAUAAACAUUCCAUCACUCCUGUCCUUUCCUUAUAAUUAUUAAAUAUUCAUAUCAUCAUUUUAGAGUAAAUUGCGGCUCCAAGCCUGCAACAAAUCCACCCUUUCACAAUGUCGCGUAUUUGGUGAAAACCAGUCUAAAUCUUAAGCAAAAAAAAAUUUAUAAUUGACUGUUAACAUUGUAAGGCGUGCCAGUGCGUAACGCAGUGUAUGUCUACUAUUCCUGGCAGCCCAGGAGAAUUGGUCAGCAGACCCGUGUGCUUGUCCCCCUCGAUGAAUUCAGACGAACCGUACAACCGUACCUUAUAAUACCAGGUCAGCAAAGGGUGGAAUGUUUGAAUCAGAUAGGACCUUACUUUGCAGAUCAGUACAGUGAUGCUUGACGUUUUAUGAGUGACAAAAACACACCCAUCACACAGAGGUCACUGUACUAUUUAUUUUUCUUGACGGCAGAGCUCCGCAAAACGAUGUGCCGCGGCAAACUGGUGUGCCGGCGAGAUGAUGCGGCUGCAAAAUGCCUCCCACGAAAGGGAAAACGCACACAGCAAAUUAAGCUUAUAAAUUAAGUAUUUUAUUGUCUACGAAAUAUACUUUUUUUAAGACUGUGACCAUGCAGUGAAACUCAGCCAGUCCAGAAAAAAAAAUGGUUAAUUUAAAGAAGCACAAUGCAAUCCAGAACCUUUCAGAUGCACACGUAACUAUUUAUGUUAACUACAUUAUGAUAUGCAAUAUGUAUUUCCUUCAAUUUUUUUACUUUGGGUUGGCCACGGAAUUUCCUUCAAGGCCAUGGGGGUAGAGCGCGGGGAAAACGUGUUGCUGAGCUCUGCUUUGAUGUUCUAUUUUUAAAGGGUGUGUUGCUUAGGGGCGAAAGUUUGAAAUUAAAAAAAUCCAGAUCGCAUGUCAAUAUCCUUAGAUUUUAGAAUGAAAUAUCUCUUUCUAUUCAAUUUCUCUUAUUAUAAUGAAUCAGUCGUGCAAUGGAUAAGGCUGGUAUUGAAUUUCUAACUCCAGCUUGACUGACUAACCGAUCCAAGUUCAGAAUUAGGGGGUGGGGGGGUGAAUAAAGUUGUACAUUGCCGUCAUUUAAAGUUAUAUUUUCUCUUCCGUUAAACUUCAAACUUAAAAACACAAGAUAAACAAAUACAAGAUGUUGCCUUUAUUACGAGGUGCUUAUCUCAAUCCCAAUGAGAGACAAUAUUAAAUGACUUUAGAUUUAAAAUAUAAAUUCAGGUACAAAAUGUUUUUGGGCCAGGAGGAAUAUCCCAUGUUUCCGGUUUCAGAAUGUCGCUCUUUUAUAUUAACAGCCCCUUUUUCUUCCCAUGUCUGCAUAAAACUCAAGUUUUCCUUCAACAUUUUAAAUAUUUUUUUUCUGUGAUUAGCAUAUCUUGAGGGCUUUAUUUGUCUACACUGUUUAUUUCUGUUAUUUUGAACUCCCUAGGUCGAUAUCAAGAUGCCUGUAAUCUUCAAAACUUCUCCAUUAACAUUUGAUCGACAUAUACGCCUUUUCACUUAAAGUUUCAACACCGGAGUCAGAGCUGCGAUUUAGCAAGAAGAUUUGGAGCUUCUGAGGCCUCCAUCAAACUGAUUGCAUAGAUGUUAAUUAUUUAAUAUAUAUGUGUAUAUAUAUGUAUAUGUGUAUUACAAAUGCUUUUGCAGUAAACAGAAAAUUGUUAGAUUGACCACCAUUUUUUUGUCUUCUCAG